Molecule: messenger RNA, 2847 nt
Organism: Suillus plorans
Lineage: Eukaryota; Fungi; Basidiomycota; Agaricomycetes; Boletales; Suillaceae
Product: armadillo-type protein
Exons: 10
Coding region: 1-2847 (948 amino acids)
Biological process (GO): mitotic actomyosin contractile ring assembly; barbed-end actin filament capping; actin filament bundle assembly
Cellular component (GO): cell division site; mating projection tip
Molecular function (GO): small GTPase binding; actin binding
Source: RefSeq, a predicted model, not a curated record
AUGGCAGACGACUCGCUCCUUGUACCUGUCCUGCUGGCUAACGGAUCUCUUCACCACCCUAGCGUAUCAUCUAAUGCACUUGCGCAGGACAUUAUCGGAGUACUGACUGCUCAAGAGGAAGUGUUAUCUAGUGUCCUCGGGGAGCUACAGGAUACUGGCUGGGCCCUGCAGCAUGUUUGUAGUCAACCGAAUGGUCGUAAGUGGGAAGAGGCGGAACUCGAGGCUCUCGGGGAUGGCAUAAUCGACCCAUCGACUCCCAUCGCUCCUUUACUGAAACAAUCAAACUAUCCAGUGAUAAAUGCGUCUCAGAGGCACUUCUCCACGUUUCCUCUGACGUCCCAUUUGCAUUCCCCAACACUACGCUUGGUUUCGCUACAUGCAGCCCUCUCCUUGUCUCUCUCGUUUGCGCGUGUGCCUGAGAUUCAUGACGGGUUUACUUGGACGGUAUAUUAUGCUCGGAGCUCGAUCGUGGAGGAUGUCAUUCGUUUUGUGGUCGAGGACUUGGGUCUUACUAAGAGUUUGCCCAUGGCUGGGGGAGGUAACCUUGAAUAUAUCAUUCAGGAUGGCGCUUCGAGGAUCUCAUCCUCGUCAGUAUUGUCCGACCUCGUCCAGUCAUACUUAACAAAUUCCCGCCAAAAGCCUACAUUUCAGUUCUGCGUACCAGAGGAAUGGUACCUUCGCCCGCGAGCUCUUUUACCAUUUUCUGUACAGCCUUCUGAGGAUACCCUGAAGCGCUUUGAGGACAUACAAGCAGAAUCGGAUGACGCGGAGGGUACUGCAAAGCAGAAGAAGUCUACUCUUGAUGCACUGAUGGCGAAUGCUAGCACCGCUCGACCAGCCUCUCCAGAUUGGCGUGGUUCAAUCACGAGUCUCUUUGCGUGGCAACAGCCGGCACCUCCUGCCUCGCCACCCCCAUCGUUAUCAAAGAAGCGCAUGAGCGUGAGCGAUCCGGUCCUUGUCGAGCAACGGACUGGCGGAAGCAUCAUGCCGGUAACGCAAUCGAGCAUCCUAGAAGAUGAGAUAUUAGAGGUCGAUCAAGCCGAGUUUGAACGUUGCCUCGACCACAUGGCAUUGAAAGGAGACGCAAGGGACAAGAUGUAUAUAUUAACAGCUGCUAAGAAACGGCAAAUUAUUGACCAAGCACGGGCUUUGCAUUCGACUCUCGACGGACGGACUCCUCGACCAUCUCAGUCUAGACAAUCCACAUUGGAAGUUUCUGGCGGGGGAGCUUUCCUUCCUCGUCUGGUCCCACAGCUAACAGGCGACUCUGGAAUACUGAAGCGCUUAUCAAUGGUGACUUGGGGUACAAGCGCCGCUGUGCCACCGGUUAUGUCCCCCGCUCUCAAUCGAUCUAGUGGCGAAUUUGACAAAGUCGCGGAGACGAUGCAACCCCUGCAAGCACAGACUGCUGGCAGUAUGUUCGGCAACUGGUGGGCGUCUUCAGGUGGAGAGAAGAAUACCGAAGCAGAGAGUACGAUAUCUGCAAAGCGAUAUGUUGACGGCUUGCGCAACAUGAAAGCGGAUGCUAGGCUCGUCAAGCAUCUGAUUUCCCUCCGAGUACAUCUGUCUACCGCAAAGUUACCGUGGAUCGAGGAAUUUAUCAUAGAAGAUGGCAUGAACGCAAUAGGUAGCGCGCUUGCAGCACUCGUUGGUAAGGGCGGGAAGAGGACAGUCUUUGCGGACAUAGAAAGCACAGUUCUGCUAGAGAUCAUCAAAUGCCUCAGGGUGCUCCUCAACACUCAGGCCGGAUUUGACAGCGUUUUGUCGUCUCCCACAAUCAUUAUUCAUAUAGCGUAUUCUUUCUACGGCGCCUCUCUGAAGACACGCAUGCUUGCUGCCGAACUUCUCGCCGCAAUAUGCGUGCUCUCGCCCAAUCAGGGUCACAAGGCCGUCAUAGCUGCAUCAUCAGAAUAUCGCAUCGCCUAUGAUGAACUGUACCGCUUCGAGUUUCUGGUUGCUGCUUUGGGUAUAUCAGACCAGAGUAACGACACUGCAGCCAACAAUACAUCCUCACAUGAUGAGGAUGGUAUAUGGGAGGCACGAACUGCUUUCAUGGCCCUCGUAAAUGCCCUCACUAACUGUCCUGAAUCCCUGGAAGACCGCAUUUUAUUGCGCGAAGAGUUCGGGCGGCGUGGCUUAAAUGAAGUCAUAGUGACUCUCCGCUAUACAAAACCGCCAGACUCUCUACUGACUCAACUGGAUCUUUAUACGGAGGAGAAGUACGAGGAUGAAGAGGAUCUACGAGAGCGAACACGAAACGCCGUGCGAGGCGGUCAGGGGUACGGAAUAGAACGCUCUGAAUCAGACAUUUUCCUGGAUGAUCUUCUACAAAGCGCGAACAACGUGGGGCUCGGGUCUAUAUCGAUGAGUAUUUUGCACCACUUGUCUUCUAUCAUGAAGGGUGAUGCUGAAUUGAACGUCAAAGUUGAUCAACUAGCUAUAGUGGAUACAUUUUUGGAUCAUAUUUUUACUGCAGAUGAUAUUGACUUGGGCUGGAUACCUCUGAUUACGAGGUUUCUGGAUGCAAUCCGGCCCAUUACUGGCCAGGAUAUAAUUAUAGAUGCCGUCGAUGGUGGGACGAAGCGCGAGCUGGAAAACCUUCGUGUCCAAAUAGACGAUCUGAUCCAGACGAACUCGGCACUCAAGACAAGGCUUGAACAACGCACAGGAUCAAACCAGCAAAAGCCGAAUACUUCAAGCAAAGGGGGAAAUGAGAACAAACUUGUUCAACGGCUGAUGCAGAAGGAGAAGGAAGUUACCCAACUACAGGCGGAACUUGAGCGCUUGAACUCUCAAAUUUCGAACAACGCGCACGAUGUUGUGGGUUAUGUCAAUUCACAUCGCUGA